CUUACCCACAAUGUUGAUGUGGUGUCUGUCAAAGUGGAUUCAGUGGAGGAUGAAGAAAAAGAAACUGGAACUGAGUAUUUGUCCUCAGCUGCCUCGUCGUUAUGGAAGAGUACUUUCCCAAAGGAAAGUGAUAAAUAGAGAAGUUGACCAUGACAACCUUCCUGGAAUUUAUCCAGCAGAAUGAAGACAGAGAUGGAGUUAGAUUCAGCUGGAAUGUUUGGCCUUCAAGUCGUCUUGAAGCCACAAGAAUGGUGGUCCCAGUGGCUGCUCUCUUCACACCACUGAAGGAACGGCCAGAUUUGCCUCCUAUUCAAUACGAACCAGUUCUGUGCAGUAGGACCACGUGUCGAGCUGUUCUGAAUCCCUUAUGCCAAGUGGAUUAUCGAGCAAAACUAUGGGCUUGCAACUUCUGUUAUCAAAGAAAUCAGUUUCCUCCUACUUAUGCUGGCAUAUCUGAAAUGAAUCAGCCGGCUGAACUUUUACCUCAGUUCUCUAGCAUCGAAUAUGUAGUGCAGCGAGGUCCUCAGAUGCCUUUAAUAUUUCUUUAUGUUGUGGACACGUGCAUGGAAGAUGAAGAUUUGCAAGCUCUGAAGGAAUCCAUGCAAAUGUCGCUGAGUCUUUUGCCACCAACUGCAUUAGUAGGUCUCAUUACCUUUGGCCGAAUGGUGCAAGUUCAUGAACUUGGCUGUGAAGGGAUUUCUAAAAGUUAUGUCUUCAGGGGAACAAAAGACUUGUCUGCAAAACAGCUUCAGGAAAUGUUAGGACUUACAAAAGUAGCUGUUUCACAAGUUGGUAGGGGUCCCCAAGUGCAGCAGCCACCACCUUCUAACAGAUUUUUACAACCAGUGCAGAAAAUUGAUAUGAAUCUUACUGAUCUUCUGGGUGAACUGCAACGGGAUCCUUGGCCUGUUCCACAAGGGAAAAGGCCCUUGCGUUCCUCUGGAGUGGCCCUUUCCAUAGCUGUAGGGCUCCUUGAGUGCACUUUUCCUAAUACGGGUGCUCGUAUAAUGAUGUUCAUUGGAGGACCAGCUACACAAGGACCUGGAAUGGUUGUAGGGGAUGAACUGAAGUUACCUAUAAGAUCAUGGCAUGACAUUGAAAAAGACAAUGCUAAAUAUGUUAAAAAGGGUACUAAGCAUUUUGAAGCCCUGGCUAAUCGGGCUGCAACAAAUGGUCAUGUUAUUGACAUAUAUGCAUGUGCAUUGGAUCAGACUGGUCUUCUGGAGAUGAAGUGUUGUCCUAACUACACUGGAGGCUACAUGGUAAUGGGAGAUUCUUUCAAUACAUCUCUAUUCAAACAAACCUUUCAGAGAGUAUUCACAAAAGAUAUGCAAGGACAAUUUAAAAUGGGAUUUGGUGGCACAUUAGAAAUAAAGACUUCAAGAGAAGUAAAGAUUUCUGGAGCUAUUGGACCCUGUGUCUCUCUCAACUCUAAAGGACCUUGUGUAUCAGAAAAUGAAAUUGGAACAGGAGGUACUUGUCAGUGGAAGAUUUGUGGACUUAAUCCCACUACUACACUUGCACUCUACUUUGAAGUGGUGAAUCAGCACAAUGCUCCAAUUCCUCAGGGAGGACGUGGUGCAAUCCAAUUUGUGACUCAGUACCAGCAUUCUAGUGGACAGAGACGUAUCAGAGUGACCACAGUUGCCAGAAACUGGGCAGAUGCGCAGACACAGAUCCAAAACAUUGCUGCGUCUUUUGACCAGGAAGCUGCUGCAAUUCUGAUGGCUAGACUGGCAGUGUAUAGGGCAGAAACAGAAGAAGGGCCUGAUGUGCUUAGGUGGCUGGACAGACAACUUAUACGACUGUGUCAGAAAUUUGGAGAAUAUCAUAAGGAUGAUCCAAGCUCUUUCAGGUUUUCAGAAACAUUUUCACUUUAUCCACAGUUCAUGUUUCACUUGAGAAGAUCUCCUUUCUUACAAGUUUUUAACAACAGUCCAGAUGAGAGCUCAUACUAUCGUCAUCAUUUUAUGCGUCAAGAUCUAACCCAGUCGCUUAUCAUGGUUCAACCGAUUCUCUAUGCCUACUCCUUCAAUGGACCUCCAGAGCCUGUUCUUCUGGAUAGCAGCAGCAUUUUACCAGAUCGCAUUCUUCUUAUGGACACUUUUUUCCAGAUCCUUAUUUAUCAUGGAGAGACCAUAGCUCAGUGGCGUAAGUCAGGUUACCAAGACAUGCCAGAAUAUGAAAACUUUCAUCACUUGCUACAAGCUCCGAUAGAUGAUGCCCAAGAAAUUCUCCAUUCCAGAUUUCCAAUGCCCAGAUACAUUGAUACAGAGCAUGGAGGAAGCCAGGCUCGUUUCCUGCUUUCGAAAGUAAAUCCCUCUCAGACUCAUAACAAUAUGUAUGCAUGGGGACAGGAGUCUGGAGCACCCAUUCUUACAGAUGAUGUCAGCUUGCAAGUAUUUAUGGAUCAUCUGAAGAAACUUGCUGUAUCUAGUGCUGCCUGAGAUUCUGCUGUGAAUUAAAGGCACAGAUAAGCUGGAGCCAUAUUUCAUCUUUUUCUCCUUCACCCUGUUCCAUAUCUCUCUUGACAGAGUGCUCUGAUAUGCACAAGCUGCCUGACUAAAUUUAAAGCAGUGUUGUUUUCAAAGAAAAGCUUUUGUUAUCAGCAAUGUCUUAAUAUAAACUGCAGUGUGUAAAGAAGACAGGGAGUAGAUCAAGUUAGAUUAUAAUUAGAGGAAAAAGAACAGUCAUUUUGGUUAAUGUAAUACUAUAAUUACAUUGAAAACAUUUAUAACAAGUUUGAAACGUGAUUUUUCCUUUCUUUUUAAAUGGUUGAGCUGAUUCUACUUUGCACUACAAAGGCGUGUUGAACAAUAAAAGAAAUCUUUGGUGACACCGGGUUUUCCAGACUGCCGUAUGACUACUUUUAUUUACUCAAUUUGAGCAAGAAGUGUAUGAAAAAGCACCAAAAAAUCCGUAUAACAAUAAUCCUAACUCACUCCUCUGACUUAGUCUGCUAAGCUUUUUUCUGCAGUGAUCAAUUAUUGUUCAUGUGCUGGUUGUUUUAGGACCAUUUAAUUUCAAGUAUUUUCCCUUUCCUUUCAUCCUACUUGAUUCUUUGGGAGUGGAGUUUUUCUUACUCUUUAUAUUAUAUAAAGAAUUUGGACAGAAAAAAAUUAAAAAAAAAUACUGUUAAUUGUGCAAAGUUUAGAAUCCACAUGGUGUAUUUUUGACAAAAGUAUCUAUUAUCAGAAAAAGAGUAACAAAUGAAUAUGUUCAAAAAUAAGUAUUUUUAGCUAGAGCUAAAGAGAAACCAUACACUACCAAAAUGAACUGACUAGAAGUAUAGCCUUUGAUUUUUGUCUGAGUAUACUUUUAAAACAUAUAUUUACCUUUUUUGAUAAUGCCUUACAAUGUCAUUACACUAAUGCAUGACACUGCACAUACACUUUUUGUUUCUGCUUCUUUUAUGAGUUCAACAGGCUGCUGUUCUUGUUGAAACAGUAUUAUAUAGAAUAUGCUGUAAUUAAUUCAGUGCUUAGUUCAUACCUGAUUUUGAGGGGUAAAUUAAUAGGUUUUCCCAUUUACUUUUUGAAAUUUACACAUACAAUAGAUGUUUACAGAGGUAAUACAACAUUUUGACAAAUACAUAUGUGAAAUGUGGUAUUGGAUAAUACAAAAUUGUGCCAAGCCCGAAGCAAGGAAGGGAGAGAAUGUUGGACAUAGGAGAUUCAAUCCUAUAUUGGUGUGAUAAGCCUGAGGGUUUUUUUUCCUGUUUGUCUAUAAAUUCUGGGAAACCUGAUUAAAUCAAUUGCUCUCCAUUUCUUUUAUCUAAAUGAGGUUGAGCUCCAUUUGCCUCAAUAUAAAUAAAACAUAUGUUUUUCUCUCAUUUUUUGUAUUUAUUGUGCUGGUUUUCUGUCAGUGCUUGAAAUGAAAUAUGAAAAUAAAGCUGGUAAUGAUAUUA
Rhea pennata is the source of this 3907-nucleotide messenger RNA. RefSeq names its product SEC23 homolog A, COPII coat complex component (gene SEC23A). The coding region runs from base 150 to 2447 and encodes 765 amino acids. Gene Ontology annotation, cellular component: COPII vesicle coat; endoplasmic reticulum exit site. Gene Ontology annotation, molecular function: zinc ion binding; GTPase activator activity. Lineage: Eukaryota; Metazoa; Chordata; Aves; Rheiformes; Rheidae. Gene Ontology annotation, biological process: COPII-coated vesicle budding; endoplasmic reticulum to Golgi vesicle-mediated transport; COPII-coated vesicle cargo loading. The record is from RefSeq and is a predicted model, not a curated record. The transcript is spliced from 20 exons.